AUGGAGCAGGGCAAAGACGCAUACUGCAAUAUAGCCAACCGCCUUGACUAUCUCCUGAUCAAAUACAAUUCAAAUGGUGACCUCGUUACCACACCAGGCUACAGUGCAAUUGGUCGUUUCGGGUCUACCACCAAUCUCGACCCUUCGGAUUCGAUCGGGUGUGGCAACGCUGUGGCCAACAUUGCCCACGAGCUUGGGCAUGCAUGGGGAUUACUUCACGAACAUCAACGAACCGGGCUGUGGACAAGUGAGUAUGGCGGUAACGGUGCAACAAACAUGUUUACAUUUCUGUGCGAGAACAUGGCCGAUUAUGAAGAGAUCGAAGCACAACGACAAGCGGAGGGUAAAUCUAUGAAUCUCCCAUGUCGCUAUGAGAAUAUCGCACUUGCUGCGGGGUUUUCCGCGUAUAAUCUACUUCCCGAUCGAUCUGGUCACGACAUGGGCCCUGCUAGCGAGGUUGAUUGGGACUCAAUUAUGAUUUAUGGCUCUAUUGCGGGCUCAAAGACGGUGAAUGGACAACGAUUGAAUACCCUGGUGAAAGCUAGUGAUGGCUCGACAUUCGGCUACAAUCAGGUUCCAAGUGAAGGAGAUAUCCAAGCGAUGUACUGGCUCUAUGACCGAGUGUUGACCAAGCCCUUGAAAAGUACACCUGUGCCAUUUUGGAAAAGUGCGAGCAAGUGGAAAGGGAUAUUCAAUCACAAGAACCAAAACGAUAAUUGUUCAUAG
Penicillium cinerascens is the source of this 726-nucleotide messenger RNA. RefSeq lists its product as uncharacterized. The transcript has a single exon. Gene Ontology annotation, molecular function: metallopeptidase activity. The coding region runs from base 1 to 726 and encodes 241 amino acids. The record is from RefSeq and is a predicted model, not a curated record. Lineage: Eukaryota; Fungi; Ascomycota; Eurotiomycetes; Eurotiales; Aspergillaceae.